GAAUAUAUCGACUAGGAUACUGUUUUCGAGAAUUUAAUGACGGCUAACGGGUACACAUAUGUGUAAUAAAAACUACUAAUUGUUCCAACGAUAGAUAUGUGUAAUUCACACAGAGUCGCACAAACAGGAAGUAAGAGGAACAAGCCAAUCAGCUCCACGGAGCAUGUGUCACGCGUGAUGCACCGUCUCUGGUGAAGGUUACGGUUAGUUGAACGUGUGCACUGUUACCUGUUACCUGAAGCAGAGGCUACAGACAGAUUCGGGAAACAACGCCGUGCGCAGCUGCGUGAUGGCAGGCCUGUCCAGCUAUGCAUUGCGGAUGGCCAGACUGAGCUCACAGAUCUUUGGAGAAGUUGUGCAUCCAACUGACCCGAAAUCUAUGAAGGUGGUCCAGCUAUUCCAGGAGCCCCCUACGGCCAAGAGGAAGGAGGUGUAUGACUGGUACCCACACCACAAGAUUUACUACGCUGUGACCCAGAAGCUCAGGUUCAUGGGUCUGUUCAGAGAUGAGCAUGAAGACUUCAAGGAGGAGAUGCGUCGUCUGAGGAAACUGAGAGGAAAAGGGACGCCAAAAAAAGGAGAGGGGAAGAGAGCAGGCAAGAAGAAGUGAACUGCGGCACGUCUGCUCCCCGAGGCUGCACAGGACUCGUUCUUCGGUUUCUCUGCAGGCUGCGCUGGCUGCUGUGCACCGUGGUGGGAUGCUGGUCCUGAGAGCGUUCCACUGGUCGGGACUGUCCUGUGUUUCUGUGCUGACAGGACGCUCUGAGUCGGGCGUAUCCCACUUCUGUUAAAUUGUGUAUGUCAUUGAACGUGUGUGUGGCAGUAAGAGGGCUGUGCUUAUAUCUUAUUACCACAUAAUAAUGUCUUUCUGUCGAACAGCCCAGGAGGAAGCGUUAGCUGCUGACAGCUUGACUGUGGAUGGAACGGCUCAAAUGUAUAGAAGUAGACACCCUUAUUUUUCACAAUAAAGUCAAUGUGAUAAAUCUGCAGA
Molecule: messenger RNA, 991 nt
Organism: Maylandia zebra (zebra mbuna)
Lineage: Eukaryota; Metazoa; Chordata; Actinopteri; Cichliformes; Cichlidae
Gene: mrps33
Product: mitochondrial ribosomal protein S33
Cellular component (GO): mitochondrion
Source: RefSeq, a predicted model, not a curated record